This is a messenger RNA of Pongo pygmaeus (Bornean orangutan), 2763 nucleotides long. It is a transcript of the gene BBS4, whose product is annotated as Bardet-Biedl syndrome 4. Gene Ontology annotation, biological process: protein localization to cilium; cilium assembly. The record is from RefSeq and is a predicted model, not a curated record. The transcript has 16 exons. NCBI's taxonomy places the organism in Eukaryota, Metazoa, Chordata, Mammalia, Primates, Hominidae. Bases 309 to 1892 code for a protein of 527 amino acids. Gene Ontology annotation, cellular component: ciliary basal body. Gene Ontology annotation, molecular function: protein binding.
AGCAGUGGGCUGAGCCAAAAUGGCUGAGGAGAGAGUCGCGACGGUGAGCGCCGAGAUUCUCUUUAGCUGCCCGGCCGCAGGGCAAGGCAGCCUGGCGGGUGGCUUCUGUCCCAUGCAGCGGUUCCUGGAGAGAGGCGGAGCUGGGUGCCGAGCGGCUCAGGGUGGGCGGGGCGACACGGUCCCCUUUCUACUGUCCCGGGAACUGGUCGCCUGGGGCAAGUCUGGAUACUUAGCAGCAGAGGUCCUGUUCUAGGACUGUAGUUCCUCUUGGGGUGCGCUGGACGGAGAAGGGAGACUUUUCAGCAGUAAUGGCUCUUACCCUAGUCCCAUCUUUUUCUCUCUCGGGGGUUUGGAAGAGAACUCAAUUUCCUGUAUCUACUGAGUCUCAAAAACCCCGGCAGAAAAAAGCUCCAGAGUUUCCUAUUUUGGAGAAGCAGAACUGGUUGAUUCAUCUUCAUUAUAUCCGGAAAGAUUAUGAAGCCUGCAAGGCUGUUAUCAAAGAACAGCUUCAGGAGACUCAGGGAUUGUGUGAAUAUGCUAUCUAUGUCCAAGCAUUGAUAUUUCGCCUGGAAGGAAAUAUCCAAGAAUCCCUAGAACUCUUCCAGACAUGUGCAGUUCUUAGCCCUCAGAGUGCUGAUAACCUCAAGCAGGUGGCCAGAUCUUUAUUUCUUUUGGGAAAACAUAAAGCUGCCAUUGAAGUAUAUAAUGAAGCAGCUAAACUCAACCAGAAAGAUUGGGAGAUCAGCCAUAACCUAGGAGUUUGCUACAUAUACCUGAAGCAGUUCAACAAGGCACAAGACCAGUUGCACAAUGCCCUGAAUCUUAAUAGGCACGAUCUGACUUAUAUAAUGCUGGGGAAGAUCCACUUGCUGGAGGGAGACUUGGACAAGGCCAUUGAAAUCUACAAGAAAGCAGUAGAGUUCUCACCAGAAAAUACAGAGCUUCUUACAACUUUAGGAUUACUCUACUUACAGCUCGGCAUUUACCAGAAGGCAUUUGAACAUCUUGGCAAUGCACUGACUUAUGACCCUACCAACUACAAGGCCAUCUUGGCAGCAGGCAGCAUGAUGCAGACCCAUGGGGACUUUGAUGUCGCCCUCACCAAAUACAGAGUUGUGGCUUGUGCUGUUCCAGAAAGUCCUCCACUCUGGAAUAACAUUGGAAUGUGUUUCUUUGGCAAGAAGAAAUAUGUGGCGGCCAUCAGCUGCCUGAAACGAGCCAACUACUUGGCACCCUUUGAUUGGAAGAUUCUGUAUAAUUUGGGCCUUGUCCAUUUGACCAUGCAGCAGUAUGCAUCAGCUUUUCAUUUUCUCAGUGCGGCCAUCAACUUCCAGCCAAAGAUGGGGGAGCUCUACAUGCUCUUGGCAGUGGCUCUGACCAAUCUGGAAGAUAUAGAGAAUGCCAAGAGAGCCUACGCAGAAGCAGUCCACCUGGAUAAGUGUAACCCUUUAGUAAACCUGAACUAUGCUGUGCUGCUGUACAAUCAGGGCGAGAAGAAGAAUGCCCUGGCCCAAUAUCAGGAGAUGGAGAAGAAAGUCAACCUACUCAAGGACAAUAGCUCUCUGGAAUUUGACUCUGAGAUGGUGGAGAUGGCUCAGAAGUUGGGAGCUGCUCUCCAGGUUGGGGAGGCACUGGUCUGGACUAAACCAGUUAAAGAUCCCAAAUCAAAGCACCAGAUCACUUCAACCAGCAAACCUGCCAGUUUCCAGCAGCCUCUGGGCUCUAAUCAAGCUCUAGGACAGGCAAUGUCUUCAGCAGCUGCAUACAGGACGCUCCCCUCAGGUGCUGGAGGAACAUCCCAGUUCACAAAGCCCCCAUCUCUUCCUCUGGAGCCAGAGCCUGCGGUGGAAUCAAGUCCAACUGAAACAUCAGAACAAAUAAGAGAGAAAUAAGAAUAGAAUGAAUGACCCCAAAAUAGGGUUUUCUUGGGUGAGGAUGUGCUGGAUUAGGAAAGGUGACAUGACACAGGCAUAGUGGCACCCACCACAGAAUACAGUGUGUGUUAUGAUUACGAGGAGCCAGCAGUUGAGCCUAAGGUCCUUCUACCUACCUGGUAUUGGCAUUUGAGGUCGGAAACCCUCUAUUGCCCCAUAAGCCAGGAACAGUGAAAAGACAACACAGUUCCUUUAAGAACUGGCAGCAAGGCUUGAGGCUCUAUGUAUGUAGCUGAGUCAGCAAGGUACAUGUUGCUGUCUGCUUUCAAAACUUUUCUCUCCUAGCUGACUGACUCCUUCCUUAGUUCAAGGAACAGCUGAGACAGACCUCUGCUGAGUAGCCCUGUGAUGACAAAGCCUUGGUUUAACUGAGGUAAUCCUCAGGUUGUGAGGUUUAUUAGUCCCCAAGGCAAACACAAAUAUUAGAUUAAUAAUCCAACUUUAAAAGUAUACAUUUAAAAGAAAAAAAAAAAGCCCUGUAAGUUGAGGCCCAGCCUGCUGAGUAUUGCAGCUGCAUUUGCCCAAAGGGAAUCCAGAACAAGUCCCUCCCUGUAUUUUGUUCUUGAGAGGGGUCAGUCUAGAAGCUAGAUCCUAUCAGUAUGAGGAGGAGCAGCCCAGGGCUUAUCUGGAUCAGCACCAACGAUUUUAAAGAAAAAAGGAAGAGUUUCUUAGAUGAGUAAUUGUUAUUGAAGAUAGUGAUAACCACUGACCAGAUGCUAUGAAUACACUAUGUGUCCUUUUUAGAAUAAAGAUUACAUAUCAUUAUUAUUUUGGGGAAAAUUGUUAUUCAGGUAUAGAAACGAGAUCACAAUAAAAACCUAAAAGAACC